Molecule: messenger RNA, 2732 nt
Organism: Ficedula albicollis (Collared flycatcher)
Lineage: Eukaryota; Metazoa; Chordata; Aves; Passeriformes; Muscicapidae
Gene: SLC25A24
Product: solute carrier family 25 member 24
Exons: 10
Coding region: 68-1498 (476 amino acids)
Biological process (GO): transmembrane transport
Cellular component (GO): mitochondrial inner membrane
Molecular function (GO): ATP transmembrane transporter activity; calcium ion binding
Source: RefSeq, a predicted model, not a curated record
UCCGCGCCCAGCUGGCGGGAGCCGAGGGACGCUGUCUGUCCGUCCGUACUCCCCGCACGGCCCCGACAUGUUCCAGCUCCUGCGAGGCUUCCUGCUGCCCGCGGCCGCCUGCGACGGCAACAGGGAUGGCGACUCCCGCUACGCCAACCUCUUCCGAAAGCUGGACCUCAACGAAGACGGCAGGGUGGACAUUGCCGAGCUGCAGACGGGCCUGCGGGCCAUGGGCAUCCCUCUGGGGAAGGAGGCGGAGGAGAAAAUUUUUAAAGCUGGGGAUACUAACCAGGAUGGACAGCUGGAUUUUGAAGAAUUUAUGCAGUAUCUUAAAGAACAUGAGAAAAAGAUGAAACUGGCAUUUAAGAGCCUGGACAAAAACAAUGAUGGAAAAAUUGAAGCCUCAGAAGUUGUCCAGUCUCUCAAGAUAUUGGGUAUAAACAUUUCAGAAAAACAGGCAGAAAAGAUCCUACAAAGUAUUGAUGCUGAUGGGACCAUGACAGUAGACUGGAACGAGUGGAGAGAUCAUUUUAUGUUUAAUCCUGCUACAGACAUUGAAGAAAUAAUUCGAUAUUGGAAACAUUCCACUGUGCUGGAUAUAGGAGAUAGCUUGACUGUUCCAGAUGAGUUCACUGAGGAAGAGAAGAAGACUGGGCAGUGGUGGAAGCAGCUGUUGGCAGGAGGAGUGGCUGGUGCUGUCUCUCGAACAGGUACAGCACCCUUAGAUCGCCUCAAAGUCAUGAUGCAGGUUCAUGGUUCAAAGUCAAACAAAAUGAAUAUAGCCAGCGGUUUUAAGCAAAUGUUGAAAGAAGGUGGUGUCCGAUCCCUUUGGAGGGGGAAUGGUGUAAAUGUUGUGAAAAUAGCUCCUGAGACAGCUAUUAAGUUCUGGGCUUAUGAACAGUAUAAGAAGAUACUCACUAGGGAUGAUGGAAAGUUAGGCACUGUUGAAAGAUUUGUAUCUGGUUCUUUGGCUGGAGCAACAGCACAAACUUCUAUUUAUCCCAUGGAGGUUUUAAAGACCAGAUUGGCUGUGGGUAAAACAGGGCAAUAUUCUGGGAUGUUUGACUGUGCUAAGAAGAUUUUAAAAAGAGAAGGCCCAAAGGCCUUCUACAAAGGCUAUAUUCCUAAUAUUCUGGGCAUAAUUCCUUAUGCUGGCAUUGACCUUGCUGUUUAUGAGCUCUUAAAGAGUACGUGGCUAGAACACUACGCGUCGAGCUCUGCGAACCCAGGUGUGUUUGUGCUCUUGGGGUGUGGCACCAUUUCCAGCACAUGUGGGCAGCUGGCCAGUUACCCUCUGGCUCUCAUCAGAACACGCAUGCAGGCUCAAGCCUCAGUGGAAGGAGCUCCACAGUUAAACAUGGUUGGUCUCUUUCAAAGAAUUGUUGCUACAGAGGGACUCCGAGGACUUUAUAGGGGCAUAGCCCCUAAUUUUAUGAAAGUGCUUCCAGCUGUCAGCAUCAGCUAUGUUGUAUAUGAAAAAAUGAAACAGAAUUUGGGAAUAGCAUGAAAUGAAGGAAAAAGGUGAGAUGCUUCUAAUGCUGUUGGAGACACCAGAACAAUAAUGUUUUCUCGAGUAAUCUGCUCUCACAAUUAGAGACAGAUCUUUAUAGAGAGAUGCUGCAACUUCCACAUAUGCCCUUAAGUGGGAAGAAACUUUCUUAAAUUUUAGUUCACCAUUUUUAAACAGAUACCUAUAUUGCACUUUAAAAAUGUCACUGAGAUGAAAAAAAAAAAUCAAGAAACUGUCUUUAAAUCAGCAGUAUGUUUUUAUUUUUAGGAAAUCAUGCAUGUUUUUACUCAUUGGGGUUUUUAAAAUUUGUCCUUUCUAAAUGUAUAUUUGUCUUGGAUCAAACCAAAGGUAGAAGAGGUUUAUACUGCCUUGAUACUGAAUAUAUGAAAGUGACUUUUUGUUUUGUCACGCUGCCUAUACUCAAGCAAUUCACAGGCGACAUUUUGCAUGCCUAGAAGUGAGCACUUUUGUUAUUUUUGAAGACUGAAUGUUAAGUUCAUAAGAAAGAGGAUCUUGGACACACAAUGAUAGAAUAACAUUAAAAUGUAGCCCGUCACCUUUGUCUUCAGGCAAACCUUUUUUAUUUUUCAUUAUUUAAAGAGCCUGACAAACUGCUGUUCUGCAGUAUUGGAAUACCUCAAAUGGAUUUACACGGUAUUUUUGGAAUACAAUCAGCAAUUUUGAUAACUUGCUUCACUGAACCUGCUUUUCAUUGCACUUGUAAGUGUCAGCACCAUUAACCAUGGCAAAAUUUGGGUUACAGCUGCAUGUUUUAUAGGAUCAUAAUAACAAAGGAACAGAAAAAGCUUGGAUAUUAGAUCCAUUCCAUACAAGUGCAAGUUGCUGUUUAAAAAGAGGAUGGAGGAUCCAGUAUGAAGCUGGUAGUUAUUGCAGUACAGCAAAUGGCAGAGCUGUUCAUAGCUGCCUUGGGAACAGGAAUUCUUCUCAUUUUGGACUCUCCAUUCUUUCCCUUAUUCAGAGGGCUACAUCCACUAUGUGCUUUUAGCCAGUAGAGAAUUGCAUUAUGUAAUAAAGGUUUUUUACAGUUUUGUCAUGUGAGAUCAGUCUUCCGCGCACAGUGGCUGGGGGUGUGAAAUUGGGGUAAUAAAAUACUGAAGUAUUUUGUCCAGGUGACCAAGUGGCAGUGCUGACCUCAGGUGCCCAUCAGAUUGAUGUUAAUGUAGCAUGCAAAGCAUGCACACUGUUAGUGCUUGAGAAACAGCUCCUCCUC